Symbiodinium sp. CCMP2592 is the source of this 6018-nucleotide messenger RNA. NCBI's taxonomy places the organism in Eukaryota, Dinophyceae, Suessiales, Symbiodiniaceae. The record is from the annotation of a GenBank genome assembly.
AUGGCCAUUUGCAUUGAUGUCAAGCAGGCGCACAAGCGCUGCCGCAUCCGCGAUUCCGAGCAGGGCUUGCUCGGCUUCACUUGGCAAAACGCGCUAUACUUCUUUCGCUGCUGUCCAUUCGGAGCAGUUUUCUCACAGCAUUGGUGGGGUCGCGUGGGAGGGUGCACUUUGCGCCUGUUACACACCCUGCUGUUCCUGGCCCAUGUGGGCCUCCUAUUCGUGGACGACUUCAUUUUCAGCCAAGCGGUUGCAGACGUUGAAGUCUUUGCCGAUGCAUCGGAAUUUGAGGCCGCAGGCAUUCCUUUCGGCAAUGACUUGGCUAAGGAGAUAGCCAGUUGUGAAGCCCUGGCUCAGGCAGGUCUGAAUAAGAUGUUUUCCACAAAGUUUCCCCUCGGCCUCGUUCUUGAACACAUCGCCCUCCUGGCGGCCAUGCAUCGCAUCUCUAUCGAUGUGUCUCAUGUCCCAGGUGCCAAGAACUGCAAAGCCGAUGCACUUAGCCGGCCGGCUGAGUCCCCACACCUCCAGACUGCCUUCCGUGCCAGCGCAUACGCUUUGGGCUCUCUGCUCUCUGGGAGCCUGGUCCUGCGGGACGAGACUCAUGAAGCAUUGACAGCUCUGCACGAGCGCGCCGACCUCUUGCUUGAGAAUCAGUUUAGCCUGCAGACCCAGUUCCUGAUUUUGCAACAGCGCAUCACUCGGCUUGAAGGAACGCCGGAGUGCACUGACGGUGCCGUCGCACCUGCCCGUGCGAAGGCUGCAAAUGAUCAAGGGGGGGUUGGUGAGUUUACUUUCCCGCCUUCGCCGCCUUUAGGGGUCAGCGACCUCGCAGGCUAUGUGCCCUUACCUCAGGUUUUCCCAGGCUGUGGCGAAUCUUCUGAAGGCAGCUUUAGUCGUGUCAGCUUUGGCAGUGAGUGUGUUGAGAACGACCUGCACUUCCCUCCGCUUGAGUUCCCAGAAGACUGGGAAGACGAUGCACCCGAAACUGCCACAGCUCGGACGCCUAUGGACUUGGAGUCUGUGGAGCGGACAGCUUCGGCCUCGGCUGCGCCCUGUGAGCAGGCGGCUUCUUCGAUCCCCGAUCUUGACCAGGCUAUGUCUAUGUCGAUUGCACAUGCAGAUGCCUCUGCAGAUAUUAGCUUAGCAGCUUCAGGAGAGUUUGUGUCGACCGCUGGUGUCGCUGAUGAUGCACUGGGUUCCUUUGUAGGAGGGCUCGUCAAGCAAGAUGUUGCUAGAUUCGGCAGACUCGACGAUGGUCUUAAGCUUCCGUGGGAGAGUGUCUCCAAGCUGCUUUUCGACCCAGAUUGCGUGUGGGACCCGUUGCAAGGCCGAAAGCAGGACUCGAUCUUUCCGCCCGUCACGCAUAAUGCCCAGGCUGCCCAUCGACCUCCAGCAGGACCCAAGGAGGCUCCUUCAGGUUCGAUUUUCGCUCGGGCCAUUGCGUUGGGUGCUGCAGCUCGCGAUCCCGCCGCAGAGCGAGAGCGAAAGAGGGAGCAAGGGAUCGGAAUGUGGAGUAGGCUUGUGAUGAGGUAUUCCGAGUGCUGCUCCCUUUAUGAGUGUGUCUCUCAAGGAUUGAGUGGCAGAGAAGCGGGCUAUGAGGAUGUUUUGGUGGCUGUCUCGGCCGCUGUGGGAGUGAAGUCACCGCACACCAUUCACAAGCGUGCUGCAUCCUUUUGGACCUUUGUUCGGUGGUUGGAUGUCCACGAGCCCUUGGCCCCAAGCAGGCUGCAUGAGGUGCAGGUGUGGAAUUUUGUGCAGUUCCUCAAGGAAACUUCUGCGCCGGCCUCCAAGGCCGCUUCGGUCCUGAGUGCUUUCAGGUUCGCUCACUUCGUGCUGGGGUUCCGGUUGUCGGGAAUCGUUGAUUCCAAGAGGAUUGCUGGAGCCACUGAACAACAGCUUGUCAAUGUGCGCAAGCUUCGCCAGGCGAAAGAUCUUACAGUCUCGCAGGUUCUUGAGCUGCACGCGAGGUUGACUGCCCGCCUGGUGUUCGAAGUCUCCCAGCACAAAGGAGCCAGGAAGGUGCAGCUUAAGACCAAGCUCUUGCCGAUCUUGGUUCCCAUGAUAGGGGUCCAUGGAAAGUGCUGGAUUGAUGAAGCCUUGACCGCUUUUCGGAACGCGGGGAGAAGCCUGACUUCCUUAGCACCUGCCGACGAGUCAGGGGUCGUCUCCUCGAGGAGGUCCAUCGCUUCAGCUGAAGUGGGCAAGAUGUUCAGAGCCUUCUUGGGUUUGCCUGAGGAGGUCACCGAUCCUUCGGCCCCCAGGGUCACUGCGUAUUCGCUGAGAGGCACUUGCUUGGGCUGGGGAGGUAAGUUCGGGUUCGACGAGGACUUGAAAAGCAUCUUGGGGAGGCAUGCUUCCUCAGUCAAGACAACGCAAGCCAUCUACAGCAGAGAGCUGUCGGCGGCGCCGGUGAGGCGGCUUCAGGACAUGAUUAGGGAGGUUGCAUCGGGGAACUUCUUCCCUGAUAACAGUCGCUCGAGUUACUUCCCGAGGCGAGCCGCUAGUGAUGGGGCGUUCCCGUCCAAAGGAGCUGAGAAGCCCAAUCCUGUCAAAGUUGAGGUGGUCAGCAGCGACGAUUCUGAGGCAGGGAACUCUGCUUCUUCAGACAAGGAGUGCAGCGUGGAAGAGAGCUAUAAAGUCGAGGUGCCCGACCAGGUGUGGUAUGUGAACACUUCGAGUGGGGUCUUGCAUCUGCUUGCUAGCCCCGAUGAUGUUCCGAUGCUGCUCGCAUGUGGGCGACCCGUAAGUGGGAAAUAUCGUGAAGCGACGAGGGCCGAAGUUAGUCGAGGCAAAGAUCGCGAAAGCCUCAGGGCGCUCGCGGACCAUGGGAUCGAUACUUUGAGCAAGCUGGCUUACUCUUGCGGUCAACCGGGUACGCCUUUGCCUCAAUCUGAGUUUGAUGACUUCAUUUCCACGGUAAUGCCGGCGGCACUCUUGGGUGAGAAAGGAAGCGUCAAGCGACUUCUUUUCGAGAGUCAGGCACUCUUGCUUAAUGACCUCAGGGAACAGGUGACCCAGCCCGAUAAGUGGUCUACACGUGAUGUCCCGACAGUUGAGCGUCAGAAGAGGAUGGAAGCAGUGCGUGUCAGCAUACCGGGUGUUGUGCUUGAGGGGUCAUUGGAGCCCUCCCACGGGCUCUUGAGUGCAGCUUGUCGAAUGGAGAGAGAGGGGCAGCUUCGCUACAUAGCUCCCGAGCAGUGUGGCACUCGCAUGUAUGAGAUUCAAAAUGUCAAGGCCCAGAGUAAAGUCCUGUCUUUGGAAGAGGGCAAGCUGGCGAUUUCUGAGGAGAAAGGGUUGCCCGAAGUUGCCUGCGGGUCAGCUUUGUUAUUGCAGGAGGCUCUGAAGCGCCGAGGUGUGGCUCUCCAGUUCGCCGGUGUCGCCAGCUACGUGGCGCAUGAACGUUAUGUGCUCAAACUCUUGGGGCAUAUGGGGCGAGAGCCCCCGCCAGGCUAUGCCAGGACCAGUGUGCACCAGCUCCUUACGGCAGACAGGCAGGUUUGGACGCGAAUGAUCGAAAACGAAAUCAGUCCGAAAAGGAGUGCAGAUGGAACGUACCCUGUUGAUCGGGCUUUGCUCCCCACGCUUGAGUCCUUUGACGUCACUGUAGCUCUCCUCCCGCGGAAGUCGGAGGAAAGCAAGAAGAGGGUCGCCACACCACAUAAGCCCGGGAUUGAGAGGGAUCCCAAAAUCGCGAAGCCCCCCAAGGGCAAAGGGAAGGGCAAGAAGGGCACUUGGCAGCCCAGUGUGCCAGAAGCCAUCCGUAAGCUGGGUGGAGUUGCCGAGACUCCCGAUAAGAAGCGCAUUUGUUUCUCCAGGAAUCUGCCAUGCGGCUGCACUCAGGAUCCGUGCCCCAAAGGCUUGCAUGUCUGUGCAUUGUGCUCUGCACCUGACCAUGGUCUUCAGGAGUGUCCGAAGAGAAAGAAUGGGGCCGCUGUUACGUCAGUCACAUCGACCUCAGCUGGAGGUCAGGACUCACCGAUGCCAGAUUCCAUUCAGCUUGAUACGCCGGGGACAAUAUCCGUUGAGCCGGUGCACCCAGCUGAGCAGUUUUGUUCACAGCUUCGGGAAGGAAAGCUUGCCGAUGUUUUGCAAUUGAUCACCCUGCUUGAGAGUGAGACCCCAGCGAGGGGUCAAGAGGCACCAAACACUUUCUCCUGGACUUCAGGAGCAUAUGCCAAAGGACCGCUCAAAGGCGUCAGGAAACACACCUCAGUUUUCCCAGCUUGUACGCACUUGUUGUGUAAGCUUGUGCUGCAAACUUUUCCAGAUGCCGACUUCACUGCUGUUGCGAUUUAUAAGAACCUUCAGACUGCCUUGCAUGUCGAUGUAAACAACGAGUUGGGGUCGCAAAACUACUUGAUUCCGAUCACCGCAUUCCAAGGUGGGGAGGUCUGGCAAAAAGGGCCUGGCAACGACAUCGUGCAGGACGAGCUAGGGUUUAGCCUCUCUGGGUCCUUAGUUCGGGUUGCCGAUGGGCCGUGUACCCUAAACCCCCGUGAAACCCACUGCACCAUGCCUUGGACUGGCGACCGGGUGCUGCUUGUCGCCUUCAAGCCUAAUCACGCUGUAAACUUGUCUCCGGAGUACCGCCGACGCCUGCUGGAAGCAGGGUUUCCAGAAAGUGCAUUCGAUUCAGCGUCGUGCUCUCAGGGCCGCGACUCUACCUGCCCGCGGGGUGUGGUCCCGGCCCACUUGGAUGAACUGCCUUCUAAGCAUUGCGAUAAUUCUGCUUGCAUCACCGAUGCCGUGCUCGUCCGCGAAUGGCCCACCUUCUUGGGGCCCCCGCCAACGAGCCAGCACGCCCCGACAGUCACCCUGCCUUACCGCAGACUAGUUUGUCUAAAGUCACGAGGUGGCCUUGACCUGUUCAAACGUGUCCUCGCCUUGCCGAAUGGUCGUGUCCCCCUAACGCUGGGUGUGCCGGCCCCUAAUGCCUCCAGGCCGAUCACACACACCGGCGCGAUUUUUUCCGUGGAAACUGACAUCAUUCUUCUCUUUCUGCAGGCAUGCCGGGUUUCGGCGUGGGAGAACCUCUUCGACCCUGCACAGGCCGACUCCGUCUCCUGGCCCUUCCAUAGGCAGGAACUCCAAGCGGCCAGGGAGAAGCUGCAGUCGUCUGGGUCAACGAGGCAGGCAGGGAGGACAUGGGAAGUCCCGCGCAACGAGAUCGCGCAGUUCUACCUGGAUGCUGCCAACAUCCGUGGCCGCACGAAUCGCACCUCCCUCAACAUCUUAGGAUGCCCUGGCGCCUCUAAAACGUUCUCCCUCCUCCUGGCCGUGAUGUGUAUGGAUGCAGUUGUGGAUUUUCCGGUAGUAUGGACAUCGCAACAGCAUGCCGCCCUUCUCGCUGUGCUUAUGAUAUCUCACAACGUGCUCGCUGAUGCGCCUCUUUGGCUCCGGCGUAUGCUUAUCGUUCGCAGGGUAUCGGGGAAGCAGGAUUUUUUCUCUCCGGUGCAUGAUCACGUCCCGCUAGCUGCUAGCUCAUGGAGCGGGACAUCGGGGCCACAAUCAGGGUGGGCUGCUAGAGGCGUGCGGGGCUGCCUAUUCAGGGACGCCCUUGCCGAGAGGGUCUGUGAUGUGCGUUUCGGAGACCGGAUCUGUCGGGUCCCUUACGCAGCUUUGCUGCGAGUGCGAGACCGAGCGUGCUUCCCUUCCCAUGGCGUGGCCGAGGGUGACAUUGCGGCCGCUGUAGCGCCUGCGGAGCACUUGGGACCAUGUGGAACCCUCACGUAUAUGGCCAACCUAGCUGCACUUGGGGCUAGGCUCAAAAUGGCCAGGAACACCUAUCAGGCUGAGGGACUGGAAACGAUCAAUGGGGUGGCCUUCAAUCUGGGUCUUGUCAGCUCUGCACGCCUGCUCACGGAAGUCUAUGGACAAUGUUCACAGGGGAAUGAUGGAGAGGAAACGUCAUGCCGUGCCGCGCUCCUCUCAAGCUCGAAAGUAGAUGCCUUGCCCUAUGGACCAGUGGGCGAUUGCAGGAGUGGCCUUUGGGGCAGGUUGGUGCGUGCGGCCUCUCCUUGA